CAGCCCCGGGGCGCCGGCCCCGAGCCCCGAGCCCGGACGCAGGAGCGCGCGGCGCCGACGCGGCCGGAGAUGUCCGAGCCCAAGGCCACGGACCCCAAGUUGUCCACGACCGACCGGGUGGUGAAAGCUGUCCCAUUCCCUCCGAGCCACCGGCUCACGGCCAAGGAAGUAUUUGACAGCGAUGGGAGGCCACGUGUCGACGUGCUGAAGGCACACCUUAUGAAGGAAGGCCGACUGGAAGAGAGUGUGGCCUUGCGCGUCAUCACUGAGGGUGCAUCUAUCCUGCGGCAGGAGAAGAACCUGCUGGACAUCGAUGCUCCGGUCACAGUGUGCGGGGACAUCCAUGGACAAUUCUUUGACUUGAUGAAGCUCUUUGAAGUGGGCGGCUCACCUGCCAACACCCGCUACCUCUUCCUCGGGGACUACGUGGACAGGGGCUACUUCAGCAUUGAAUGUGUGCUAUAUCUGUGGGCCUUGAAAAUUCUCUACCCCAAAACACUGUUUUUACUUCGUGGAAAUCAUGAAUGUAGACAUCUCACUGAGUACUUCACAUUUAAACAAGAAUGUAAGAUCAAAUACUCGGAGCGCGUGUACGACGCGUGCAUGGACGCCUUUGACUGCCUGCCCCUGGCUGCCCUGAUGAACCAGCAGUUCCUGUGCGUCCAUGGGGGGCUGUCCCCUGAGAUCAAUACGCUGGAUGACAUCAGGAAGUUAGACCGAUUCAAGGAGCCCCCUGCCUACGGGCCUAUGUGUGAUAUCCUCUGGUCAGACCCAUUGGAGGACUUUGGAAAUGAGAAGACACAGGAGCACUUCACUCACAACACUGUCCGGGGCUGCUCCUACUUCUACAGUUACCCAGCUGUAUGUGAAUUCCUACAACACAAUAACUUAUUGUCUAUUCUUCGUGCCCAUGAAGCCCAGGAUGCAGGGUAUCGGAUGUACAGGAAAAGCCAGACCACAGGCUUCCCAUCUCUAAUCACCAUCUUCUCUGCUCCCAACUACUUAGAUGUGUACAAUAACAAAGCUGCAGUAUUGAAGUACGAGAACAACGUCAUGAACAUCAGGCAGUUCAACUGUUCCCCUCAUCCAUACUGGCUUCCCAACUUUAUGGACGUCUUCACUUGGUCACUGCCAUUUGUGGGGGAAAAAGUGACUGAGAUGCUGGUCAAUGUCCUCAAUAUCUGCUCUGAUGACGAGCUUGGGUCAGAGGAAGAUGGAUUUGAUGGGGCGACUGCCGCGGCCCGGAAGGAGGUCAUCAGGAACAAGAUCCGGGCCAUAGGCAAGAUGGCGAGGGUGUUCUCAGUGCUCAGAGAGGAGAGUGAGAGUGUGCUGACGCUGAAGGGCCUGACGCCCACCGGCAUGCUCCCCAGUGGGGUCCUCUCUGGAGGGAAGCAAACUCUGCAGAGCGCUACUGUUGAGGCUAUUGAGGCUGAUGAAGCCAUCAAAGGAUUCUCACCCCAGCAUAAAAUCACUAGCUUCGAGGAGGCCAAGGGCCUCGACCGCAUUAACGAGCGGAUGCCGCCGCGCCGUGACGCUCUGCCCUCCGACGCCAACCUCAACUCCAUCAACAAGGCACUGGCCUCAGAGACUAACGGCACCGACAGCAACGGCAGCAACAUCCAGUGACCAUCCCGGCACCUCCUGUCCUGGGCCACAGGGCUGCACGGCCUGUUCUGGUUGCGGGGAGUGGGGUGCACGGCGCCAGGACGAGGAUCGAUUCCGUUUACACUAUCAUAAAACCGAGGGAGAGAGUAUAAAACUAUAUUUUGGUGGGGUGGUGAUUCCACACCUCUUUUGGGGAUGUCUUUUAAAAAACGCUUCUGGGGGGAAUUAAAAAUUAAAAAAAAAAAUUUUUAAACCCAGCUGAUGCUAAUCUGUCCUGCAAAGUUAGGGGAAUGAGCAGGUUUUCCUACUGCCUCGGGCACUUGUAGAUAGGUUCGGGAAAGGCCUUUUAUUAUGUUUCUGGACACGAGAACUUUGUCUAAUUUCUUACUCUAUUGUCCGUUUACAGUUGCAGCACUAAAAAUGGAUGACAUCAACAUUUUUAACAAAAUGAUGUACAAACUAAAUAACUAUUUAUUGAUAAUGUUUUGCUACUCUUGUCAGACAAUGGCUAUAAAAUGAAUUAGGCAGUCUAAAAAAAUAAAAACACACAAAAUAAAAAACCAGAAAAAAAGAAUGUUGCAAAUUUGUUAAAAUGCCAAAAAAAAAAAAAAAGGAUAGUUUGAUUUUUGUACAGAUGACGCUUACCUCAGGUUUCUUUAGUGUCCCUGAAUGCCCUUCUUUUCACAGAACACUUGCUCAUUUGGCAAUGACUUUUUUUCUUUUAAGUUUAAAAACUGGAAUAAUUACAUUUAUCCUGUUUUUUCUUCUGUUUGUAUUUAGGGAUUUUGUUGAUAAAUCAAGUUUUGGUGUGGCUUGCUGAAUUAAAUAUUUAUGAGUGGUGCAUUUUUAAGUAUAGUGAACAAGACACCAUAUUAAGUACAGUGAAAAAGCAUCUAUAUUCUGUAAAAAAAAAUCUGCCUAUGCAUGUUUUUUAAGAAAAAAUAUGGCUGUAUCGGCCUGUAUGGGACUGUAAUGCGCUUCCUGGUCUGACAUGUACUGGAAAUGUAUGUAUACUGGCGUACUUUAUAUUCUCUAAAAUGCUUAAUGCCUUUGAAAUUUUGUAAUCAAAAAAAGCUUUGAAAAAAUCUAAAGAGGGAGAGUAUUCUUAAAAGUUUUUAACAUAAGCUUGUCAAUGCACAUAUAGGUGGUUAGCAUGUUUAGCGAACCUUGUGAAACUUAACUAAGUUUGUAGUUACAUGUGAAACUCUAAAUGCAUGGUAACUGUUAAUGCCACAACGGUUUAGCUGUUUCGUUCUGUUUUGUCACGUGCCACAAAAUUUGUCCUUUUUUCCUUUUUUUCCCCCCUUUGUAUAGCAGUUACGGGUUACACUGCUUCAUUCUGAAAACAACAACAAAAGCCCAUUCACAUUUUCUAACAGUUGUAUAAGUGCCCAAGUAAUUCACUACAGCCUAAAGCCUUGCCUUUGUAAUUUGACUUCUGAAAUGUUGGCAAUCAAAGCAUGCACUUGUGACAAUGACAAAGAAAAAGCAUUUUAUAUUACUCCUCAAUAAACAUGCAUGAACGAACAGAGCUCUGCCCCCUUUCGUGAGUCUGGGAAGGGAUGUGCCCCACGCUUUCCAAAAGUGGAAUGCAGUGCUGGCCCUGGCUUUUCUGCAGGCCCCUACCCUAGGCAUGGUGCCUCCUUCCACCACAGAAAUCAACCCCGGCUACUGGGCCUGUGUCUUGGUGAGAUAUGAGAGAAGUACACGCCAUCCCCUGGUCCCAAGCUGGGACCCUAUCCAGAAACUAGAACAUUCCUGUUUCUUGAGAAACUACCUGCAAACUUGUUCUAAGCUUGUCUCAGUUGUUUGGUGCUUCGUCUACGUGAGUGGUAAGGUCUGAUUUGUUCAGACUUUUCCUCACUGGACUGCAGUUGGUUGUCAUUAAGGAGAAUUCGCAUAUUCGUGUAGAAAUUCAGCUCGAACCAAGUCCCUAAGAGUUCAGGCACCCCAGUUUCACUUGUCUCUAACCCUGUUCAUUUUCAGUGCACUUCGCUUUAUGUGAUAAAAUAUGCCUGUUAUAUUAAAUAAUAAGAAUCUGACUAUUAAUGAUAAGGUCUACCAAAACAAAGGUGUUUUAAGUAUAUACUCUGACGAAAAUGAUUCUAAAUUUAAUGAAUACAAACAGUGUUUUCCUGAUGACAUUUUUCAUCCAAAAAUUUUUUUUGACUUCCAAGGAAAAUACUUUGAUCCAGUUUAAUAGACUGACUUCAAAAUAUGGUAAAUCUGAUACUGAAGUGUUUGUUUUCUUUCUUAUAACAGCAAAGAAAAUAUGACAAAAAGAGAUUUUUUUUUUGAUUCCUUUCUUUUACAAAUUGUGCUGAGGCAACUAUGGCAUAGAAAUAAACAUUUGACAUUAAAAUACGCA
Molecule: messenger RNA, 3973 nt
Organism: Suncus etruscus (white-toothed pygmy shrew)
Lineage: Eukaryota; Metazoa; Chordata; Mammalia; Eulipotyphla; Soricidae
Gene: PPP3CA
Product: protein phosphatase 3 catalytic subunit alpha
Exons: 14
Coding region: 70-1626 (518 amino acids)
Biological process (GO): calcineurin-NFAT signaling cascade
Cellular component (GO): cytoplasm; calcineurin complex; cytosol
Molecular function (GO): calmodulin binding; calmodulin-dependent protein phosphatase activity
Source: RefSeq, a predicted model, not a curated record